CAGAUACACACCAUAGGAAUUUUUCAUUGCCUUUGGGCGGAAUAACAACUUGUUUAUAGUCAAUUAAAAUGUGCUUGUAAAUCUUAAAAUCGGGAAAAAGCAAAAUGAAGUUUUUAAACCUUAUAGUGAUUGUAUUAGCUUUAAUCUGCCAUGGAGUAGAGAGCCUUAAACUUCAGGCGAAUGUGGGAGAGCUGUUCACCUAUAAAAUCGAACCGCAACUGUUCAAUUGGACACACCAGGUCAUCAGUCAGCAGUUUCGCUAUAGACCCUCCUUGAAAAGCUAUCCCGAUCUGCCCAGUUGGAUGCGUUAUAUGUAUAGUCAUGAGUACCAUGCCGGAUUUCUCUACGGAACUCCGCCGGAAUCUGCGGCUGGGAAGGAUCUCAGUCUGGAUGUGGUGGCCCUGAAUCGCCAGAAUUACGAAACCCGGCAUGUCGUAAUUUCCAUGUUCGUGGCCUACAAGUUUCCCACACCCAAUGUGGUGCAGAUGAAAAUAAACAACUUAAAUUGGGUGCACUUGAUGGACCCUGGAAGGGUUGAGAAUUUACGCAAUAUAUUCCGUAACGAUCUAUGGCAAAAUAGUAGGGAGGACUUAAGUGUCGUGUUCAUGGAGUCGGCUGUGAAUAUGGGAGGACGUCUUCCACUGCGACCUCAGCAACGUGAGGGAGUCAUUGUCCAUGUGGGAAGCUUUGCCCAGUUCUCUCCCCGACUUAUGGAGCUGCAGGAAGAAGUGCGUCCCUUAUAUAAACUGCCAUCUUGCACCUACAAGCGCACAUCCGUCCAAAAAAUCUUUGAAAAUGCGGGCUUUAAGCUAGAUUGGUGUGCCUUUCGCAUGGUGGGCAUAGAAUCGCCCACGGAAAUACUUUACCACAGCGGCAAGCAGAAUGAGCAGCAGAUGGCCGAGGAUCAGAGGCACCAGGAUCGUUGGAUGGGCAUCUCCAAAGAAGAAGUGCCGGAGCGCAAUUACAUCGAUGAAUUCGCCUUUGCCUUCGCCAUUCCGGGAGUGAUUUUCGCCAUUUUAAUCGGGAUGUUAUCCGCUGUUUUGUGCUUUCAGCACGAGAAGUUUUACGAUCCGCAUUCUGAAUUUUUCUUUGCCAACAUUUUCCACAUCUGCGAAGAGUCCUGUGCGCCAAGCGCGUCAAGCGAUUCUAGUUCGGAUGAUGGUUCUGAGAGCUCAUCAGAGUCGGAUUAUCACAUGUCCUCCACCGUUCAGAUGGUCCAGUGUUCGGAUAGCAAGUCCAAUCAACCCAUUACCACCUUGAAGAGCCUUAAGGACCCAAAUUUCCUUCUAGAUAAUACUAGUUUGCGAUCGCAAAGUCCUAACAAUAGUUUUUACCAAUUGGACUGUGCAAACUCCAGCAUUUACGCCAGACCCAAGCCACCGCCGUACAAGGGAGGCACUUUGGGAAGGAAUGGAGUGGAUAUUUGACAAACAUCUCCACGAGUGCUCUACUGCUGAAAGGCAUUGGAUCUGAAGUUGAAGUGGAAUCUCAAUAAGCAAUAUCAAGGAGCGUUAUACCAUUUGCAUAAAUACUCACACCUGCCGAACUAGACAAGCCAUAUCGUACUUAUCAAUUUAUAUGCAUAUGCGUACAUGAAACUAUAGCCAAUUUAGUUUGCCGUUCAAAAAGAAAGGCAAUCAAAUAAAGGAUCGUUUUUUAAAAUACA
This is a messenger RNA of Drosophila ficusphila, 1666 nucleotides long. It is a transcript of the gene Scgalpha, whose product is annotated as epsilon-sarcoglycan. Gene Ontology annotation, molecular function: calcium ion binding. The transcript has 5 exons. NCBI's taxonomy places the organism in Eukaryota, Metazoa, Arthropoda, Insecta, Diptera, Drosophilidae. Gene Ontology annotation, cellular component: membrane; sarcoglycan complex. Bases 105 to 1427 code for a protein of 440 amino acids. The record is from RefSeq and is a predicted model, not a curated record.